Messenger RNA from Prorocentrum cordatum, 1293 nucleotides. NCBI's taxonomy places the organism in Eukaryota, Dinophyceae, Prorocentrales, Prorocentraceae. The record is from the annotation of a GenBank genome assembly.
GUGCGGCAGGACCGCCUCAGAAAGCGUCGGACGACGGACGGAGCCAGGACCAUCGGGGCGCUCAAGUCGAAGGCGAAGAUGGCCGUGAUCAGCGAGGAGACCGACGACAGCGACAUGAAGGCGAACUGGGACAUGCCAGCCGAUCCGUGGGUCGACGGGAGUCUCAGGGGGCUCGACCUGUCGGAGGAGACGAUGGGCCCCGUCGAGCUCGAGUUGUUUUACGAGGGGAACUUCCUGCUGGCCCCGGGCCCGAAGAGGGGCCUGCAGGGCAAGUGCAUCCACCCGAUGGAGGCCCGGAAGCGCGGUGGGAAACAGUACGGGACCUUCGUCCACUGCGCGAUCUGCAAGGAGCGCCUCACCAUGCAUCGCAAGUCCAAGAAGGAGAUCGAGGAGGCCCGCCAGGUCAAGAAGGAGGAGAGGGAGCUUGCGGCGAGGGUCGUCAAGGAGCUCAAGAAGGAGAUGACCGAGCCGCGCGAGUCCAGCUUCCCGCCCUUCGCCAGGAAAGCCGAGCCCGUGGACUGGCUGGGGCGCCGGCUCAGAGUCAAGGCGGCGGUCAAGACGGGCUCCCCGGUGAAGGUGGAUCAGGAUGCACCGAUCGAGGCGGACCGCCAGUCCGUGCAGGAGCAGAUCGAGGAGUUGCGUCAGACGAUGGUCCAGCAGCAGAACACGGGUCUCAACGGCCAGCUGAGCGAGCUGACGGGCCUUCUGCGCGCGCUGGUCGCCGGCCAGGCGGGCGGAUCGGGCGGGGGCCGACCACCUAGGGGCACCGAGGGCGAACCGGCCCGUGCUAACGAGGACGGGGCUCGAAGCAGCCCGUUGGGGACUGGCGGCCUGCAGCACGAGGCAUCCGCCGCCCUCCCGCAAAACAGACCAGAGCCCUCAGUCUUGAAGUCGACCAUCUUCGCUCUCUCGGAUCUUCCGCUCGGAGACCAGAUCGCCGGGGGCCUUCCAGGGGCCGGGGCCGCGGGGUCCUGGACUGGGAAGGGUCUCCGGGUCCUGGGCGGGGCCAGGAUCAGGGUCGAGGAGGGUAAGCAGCAGGAAGGAGGCCGAGAGACCAUCGAGCUGGUCGACACGCUGUGGACCUCGACGUCUGCGGUGGAGUUGGCGCAGGCCCUAGCGGGCCGUGGCAGUGAGCACCUCAAGAUCAGCACGCGGACUAGGUCCGGGCCUCGGGAGGUCUCGGCCGCAUUCAUCACGGAGACCGAUGAGGAUAUUUUGGAGAAGACCGGGGUCCCAGCGUCCAGCCUCUGCGAGUCGCGGGCUGUCUUCGAUCGGAGUCGGCUUCCCGGAGAG